Messenger RNA from Penicillium brevicompactum, 834 nucleotides. Its product is annotated as putative RAS small monomeric GTPase. Gene Ontology annotation, cellular component: plasma membrane. Gene Ontology annotation, molecular function: GTP binding; GDP binding; GTPase activity. NCBI's taxonomy places the organism in Eukaryota, Fungi, Ascomycota, Eurotiomycetes, Eurotiales, Aspergillaceae. The transcript is spliced from 3 exons. Gene Ontology annotation, biological process: signal transduction. Bases 1 to 834 code for a protein of 277 amino acids. The record is from RefSeq and is a predicted model, not a curated record.
AUGGAUAAGAUCUCAAUCACCAUCUGUGGAGAUGGCGGGUGCGGUACGUUGCAGCAACCUUCUCUGUUCUUCUGGAAUCAAUCCGUCACGUUGAUUCGGUGCCACGCCUCCGGGUUUCGCGAUCGAGAUCUGAUCAGAUCGGGACAGGCAAAUCCUCCAUCACCCUGCGGCUGGUCCGGAGUCAAUGGGUUCACGAAGGAUUCCUACUCCGUGACCCGCACCGUCGAUGGCCGCCCCUACUGCCUUGCCAUCACCGAUACCGCCGGCCAGGAAGAGUACCGGGGUCUCUGGACGAGUUCGACUCUCCAAUCCGAUGCCUUCCUGUUAGUCUACGAUAUCACGAACCCCUCUAGCCUCGAGACCCUCAAUGGCUUCCUGGAGAUGAUCGGCAUGGAGGCCGAGCAGCGUCUGGAAGACAAUGACCGACUCCGACACACGGGCGAUGGGCCCGGUCGACCGCCGCCGGUGAUGAUCGUGGCGGGCAACAAGUGCGAUCUGAAAGAGGGUCGCGUGGUGACCUCGCGCGAGGGCCUCGAGUACGCGCGCCGACACGGCUGUGGAUUUAUGGAAACCAGCGCGCGUGAGAUGGUCAACAUUGAAGAGACGUUUGCCCAUCUGGUCCGCCGCGUGGUCGAAGCCCGCCGACUGCAAAGCACUGGCGGCCAUACUCCAAGUCCCAAUAACCCGACUGAGCCGAGUGAUGGGAGUGCGAGUGCGAGUGCCUCUCCGGCUGUGCAGGGGAAGACUGUGGCUCGAUGGAAGUGGUUUCAGCGACAGGGUCAGGCACCCGGACGCAAAGGAAACGGUUGUGCCUGUCUCUGCACUGGCAAAUAA